AUGAUCUUCACUCCUCUUCUGGCUCUGACUUUCGCAGCCAUUGCACCGAUAGUCAAUGGAUACCCCAUCACCGGUGAUGAGGUGAACUGUCGCUCUGGUCCCGGAACCUCCUACUCUGUAGUCAAGAGCUACAAGAAGGGAGCCGACGUUGCCAUUUCCUGUCAGGCUGCUGGAACAGACGUUAAAGGCGACAACAUCUGGGACAAGACAGCCGACGGUUGCUAUGUCGCCGACUACUACAUCAAGACCGGCAGCUCCAGCUACGUCACCAAGAAGUGUGAUGGCAGCGGCAGCGGUAGCGGUAGCGGUGGAAGUCUUCCUGGUUUGACCUCUACGCAGUCCAAGCACGCAAAGGCCAUCAUCAAGGAGGCGAAGGAUCUGGAUCUAGGGCGCCAGGGCUGUCUUGCAGGCAUUGCAACGGCGCUUGUCGAGUCCAGCAUUUACAUUUACGCUAACAAGAAGGUGCCUGCGUCUCUCAAGUACCCGCAUGACAAGGUGGGCUCGGAUUACGACAGCGUGGGCAUCUUCCAACAGCGCGCUGUGUACUAUCCCGACAUUGCGGCUGAUAUGGAUGCUGGAAAGUCAGCGGGCCAAUUCUUUGCUAAGAUGAAGGGCAUCAGUGGCUGGAAGUCUAUGGAGGUUGGCAAGCUGUGUCAGAAGGUGCAGGGCUCGGCGUAUCCUUCGCGGUAUGCGGAGCGUCUCUCUGAGGCGAAGGAGAUUUGUGCUGCUGGGGGCUUGUAA
Messenger RNA from Penicillium brevicompactum, 741 nucleotides. RefSeq lists its product as uncharacterized. NCBI's taxonomy places the organism in Eukaryota, Fungi, Ascomycota, Eurotiomycetes, Eurotiales, Aspergillaceae. Bases 1 to 741 code for a protein of 246 amino acids. The transcript has 2 exons. The record is from RefSeq and is a predicted model, not a curated record.